This is a messenger RNA of Mucor mucedo, 1822 nucleotides long. RefSeq names its product kinase-like domain-containing protein. Gene Ontology annotation, biological process: protein phosphorylation. Bases 107 to 1777 code for a protein of 556 amino acids. The transcript has 4 exons. Gene Ontology annotation, molecular function: ATP binding; protein serine/threonine kinase activity. The record is from RefSeq and is a predicted model, not a curated record. NCBI's taxonomy places the organism in Eukaryota, Fungi, Mucoromycota, Mucoromycetes, Mucorales, Mucoraceae.
UUUUUUUCUUACAUAUAUAUAAAGAGGUUCCAUCUAGAAUAUAUAAGCUCUUUCUCUCUUUCUUUUUCUCUCUCUCUCUUUAUUUUUUUAUAGCAAAGCUUAAAGAAUGAAUUCUUGGAAAUUACCCGGUGUUAGAAAAAAUAAGGAACCUUCAACACCUUUACGCCCACCCGCACCUGCUGUUACCUCUCAGCACUCGAACAGCUCCACACCUUCACCAUCUGCCUCUUCUUCCGCCAAUGAACCCAAAUCGGGUGUGCUCUUAAUUCGUGUAUGUGAGGGUAGAGGUAUCUCUCCACCCGCAGGUGUCAAAUUACCCGCUGUUCCUCCUCAACCAGCAAUGGUACAAGGCCGUGCUAAUCGGGAUUCUUUGACUCGCAAGCAGAAUUGGUGGUUGCCUUAUGUUGUAUUGGAGUUUGAUAAGAACGAAGUCUUAAUUGACUCCUUGGGGGGUGAUACAGCCAACCCCAUCUACCAGCACCGAGCCCAUUUUGAUGUUUCGCGCAGCUCGGAAGUGUCGAUAUCUAUUUACAUGCGUCACCCACCAACAGCGCAUGGAGAAACACCACGCACAACCAACGACUUCUUCUUGGGCGGUGUCAAGAUCCAGCCGAAUUUCGACAGCACAAAGAUCGAAGACCAAGUACUUCCUAUUGUAGGAGGAACAGGCGCUAUGCAUUUGCAGCUGUGCUAUCGACCUCAGCAAGUGAGUACGCCCAUUACAUUUGACGCGUUUGAUCUGUUGCGAGUGAUUGGACGAGGUAGUUUUGGUAAGGUCUAUGUGGUGCGUAAAAAGGACACAAAUCGAAUCUAUGCCAUGAAAGUCUUGCGUAAAUCUCGCAUCAUUUCUCGUUCUGAAGUCACCCAUACAAUGGCCGAAAAGACCGUACUGGCCAAGAUUCGAAAUCCAUUUAUUGUUCCCCUCAAGUUUGCCUUCCAGUCGCCCGAUAAACUCUAUCUUGUCCUUGCCUUUAUCAAUGGUGGUGAGUUGUUCCAUCAUUUACAGUUGGAAGGAAGGUUUGAUGAGAAUCGCUCUCGAUUCUACACAGCUGAGCUUCUGUCUGCGCUAGAGUGUCUCCAUGACUUUAAUGUCGUCUACCGUGACUUGAAGCCAGAGAAUAUCUUGAUUGAUUAUAAUGGACACAUUGCGUUGUGUGAUUUUGGGCUGUGCAAACUCAACAUGAAGGAGAACGAGCGUACAAACACAUUUUGCGGCACACCCGAAUACCUUGCACCUGAAUUACUACUAGGACAAGGGUACACAAAGACUGUGGAUUGGUGGACAUUAGGUGUUCUCUUGUAUGAGAUGAUGACGGGUUUACCUCCGUUCUAUGACGAGAAUACCAAUGAAAUGUACCGUAAGAUUUUACAGGACGAGUUACGUUUCCCGGAAGAUAUGAGUGCUGAUGCAAGAUCCUUGUUACGAGGACUGUUGACACGUGAUCCCAAUGAGCGAUUAGGCAAUAAUGGAUCUGAAGAGAUCAAGAACCAUGCGUUCUUUGCAUCGAUUGACUGGCGUAAAUUAAAUCAAAAGAAAUUACAACCUCCCUAUAAACCAUCCGUUGAUUCAGCCUAUGAUACCACCAAUUUUGAUGAUGAAUUUACAUCAGAGGCUCCUCAGGAGUCCUUGGUCGAUGAUUCUCAAAUCUCCAGUACUAUGCAAGAACAAUUUGCAGGCUUCACUUAUAAUCCUGCCAACGAUGGUGUCAUGGGCGAAAGUUAUACAGGUUCUUCUCAAGUUGGCAGUCACAGUGCUUCUCAAGGUCCCUCUUGGUAGUCCUAUUUUUCCACGUGUUGUGAUAAAAUAAUAAAAAAAAAAAAA